GAAUCAGGAGUCUUGUGGUAAACAAACAUGGCUGCCCACCACAAGCAAACGAGCGGUCAUGGAACUCGGAAAAAAGUUCAAGUGUCCUACGUCAUCCGAGAGGAAGUGGAGAAACAUCACCGGUCUGGCGUCAACUCGCUUCAGUUCGAUCCGUACCUCAACCGUCUUUACUCCGCGGGACGAGACUCCAUCAUCCGCAUCUGGAAUGCGCGCAACGCCGAGGAUCCGUACGUGCAGUCGAUGGAACACCACACCGACUGGGUCAAUGACAUUGUCCUCUGUUGCGGCGGAAAAAACCUCAUAUCAGCGUCGAGCGACACCACUGUCAAGGUGUGGAAUGCCUACAAGGGAUUCUGCAUGUCCACUCUCCGGACGCACAAGGACUACGUGAAGGCCUUGGCAUAUGCCAAAGACCGCGAAAGAGUGGCAUCAGCCGGCCUGGACAGAGUUAUCUUCCUAUGGGACGUCAACACCCUCACCGCUCUCACUGCGUCCAACAACACCGUCACGACAUCCUCGCUGACGGACAACAAGGACAGCAUCUACAGUCUGGCCAUGAACCCCCCUGGUACGGUCAUCAUCUCCGGCUCGACGGAGAAAGUCAUCCGGGUAUGGGACCCUCGUACCUGCCAGAAGAUGCCCAAGCUCAAGGGGCACACUGACAACGUCAAGGCACUCGUGCUCAACCGAGAGGGAACGCAGUGCUUGUCAGGGAGCUCGGACGGCACGAUACGGCUCUGGUCGUUGGGACAGCAGCGCUGUGUGGCCACCAUCAGAGUGCACGACGAAGGUGUCUGGGCACUUCAGGUGAAUGAGAACUUCACAACGGUUUUCUCGGGUGGACGGGACCGCAAAGUGUUCAUGACGGACCUGAGGAAUCCUGACAACCGUGCCUUGGUCUGUGAGGAGACGGCCCCGGUCCUGAAGAUGAUGCUUUGCCACGACACAUCUUCACUCUGGGUCGCCACCACAGAUUCUUCAAUCAAAAGCUGGCCCGUGAAUAACAGGUGUUCCCAGUUGGACGACUACGACGUCGAGACGCUGGUGCCGCUCAGCCAGAAGCCACAGUCAUGCAUCAAAGGAAAUCCGAGCAUACGGCACUACACGGUACUCAAUGACAAGCGUCAUGUUCUCACCAAAGACACCGCAUGCAGUGUGGCUGUUUGGGACGUUCUCAAUGCGUGUAAAGUGGAAGACCUUGGAGCAGUCGACUUUGAAGCCGAAGCCAAAAAGAGAUUCAAGAUGGUCUAUGUUCCGAACUGGUUUUCCGUCGACCUCAAAACAGGGAUGCUCUGUGUUCACUUGGAUGAUCCGGACUGCUUUGCUGCCUGGGUCUCCGCAAAAGAGUCCGGACUCGGUCCUUCCGACGGAGGCCCCGACCCCAAGAUCAACCUGGGAGGCCUGUUGCUUCAAGCAUUGCUCGAAAAUUGGCCACCAACUUACACCAACGAUGAAGAAGGCGAAAAUGGGACUGGGACACUAGCCAUGAAUGGGGAUCGACAGAAACCCGGCAACAUGUAUUUUAGCGUUCCAGACCACACACCUGUCACUUUUAGUGAAGUUGGCGGCCGAACUCUGCUCAGGCUACUGGUUGGGGACGCCGGUCGGGAAAACGAAGAACUGCUUCUCAAUGAAACUGUUCCCACUUGGGUCACAGACGUCGUCAUUUCCAAAAACAUGCCACGGUUCAACAAGAUUCCAUUCUACCUUCUGCCUCACUCAUCUUCAGGGGUCAAGCCUUUGCGGAGGGACCGUCUCUCGGCGAGCGACAUGCUGCAGGUGCGCAAGGUCAUUGAGCACGUCUACGAGAAGAUCAUGGGAGCCGGUUCGGACGCAAGUUCGCAGACGGCUGGUCAGCAAGGAAGCACGGGAGGACAAGAGAAGGGAGAGCCCAACCCCGGGGCAGAGGACGAGAGGACGUCCAUUGCCGAGGAGAAGGUGGAGCUGCUCUGCCAGGACCAGGUUCUAGAGUCGACGAUGGACCUGCGGACAGUACGGCACUUCGUGUGGAAGAGCGGCGGUGACCUGGUUCUGCACUACCGGCCAGUCAAGUGACGCCGGCCGCUGGCCUGGAGCCUACUCCGCAAGAGCUGCCACCGUGCCGUCGGAACCAUCUUUCUGUGAUACGCGCGCCGAUUCCCGUCGUUCCCGGGCUCGGUGCGCCCACCAACCACCGUGCUGGCGAGACACUUGUCGCGAGCAACCCAUCAUCAACCAUGCAACAGAAGCCUCCAAGUCACACACCGCUGCCGCCGCCAUCGCCGCCACUAGAAGAGAGUCGUGUAUCCGUAAAACGAGAUGCAGCUUCUUUUCAUUCCUCGUUUUAGGUGUGGUCUGCAGGCGAUGCAUCCUUAGCAGAUGAUGCAUCCUAAGCAGAUGAUGCAUCCGUAGCAGAUGAUGCGUCCUUAGCAGAUGAUGCAUCCACUGCAGACGAUGCAUCCACAGCAGACGAUGCACCCUUAGCAGACAAUGCGUCCGCAGCAGACGACGUGUCUGUAGCAGACGAUGUGUCUGCUAGGAGAGAACAAAAGAAAAUCGUUGGUAGGGUUUGCAGGAGGGCGUAGAGCAGCUACAGAAGGUGCACAAACCCGAGUUCUGUUUUCCCGCUUGUACUAGUGGCCGACCUGGGUUGUGGUUUUUGGACGUGUUUCGAGCAUGAUGCAUGCAGGCUGCCGAGAGUUGCCGGCAGGACACAAAACUCUUUGGUUUUGUCCGGGCUCCCUUUCGGAUUUUACAAAGAAUGGCUGCUUGAAUCUUGCUUUCUUGCAGCAUGUUUGGCUGGGAUUUAGAGGUACAGUAGGGCGGAUGCUACCAGUUCCAAUUCUCCAAGUCCAUGUGCCUGUUGGGCUUGUGAACAGCCUUGUAACAGCCGACAGGGCAAGCUUUGUGUAAAGUAUGGUUUCAGUGUAUUUUUUUUGGGGGGGUUCGAAAGGAAUCUUUUUUUUUUUUUUUUUUUAGGCUUAAGUUUUGAGUUUGUGCCAGGAUGCAACAUACAAAGCAAACAGAUGAUGCUGUGCAAGCUGAAUAACUUAAUCUCAACUUUACAGAUUCCGGGCAUUUUAACAGGCUACUGUUUUCUCGCCGUCAAUAUGCAUUCGUGCCGCCACGCCUGCCUUCGGGCAUUUUGCUAACGAGCGUACCGGUUUUGCGUUUGUUUGACUCAGCUUAGACGCGCAAAAUUAUUGUGAUGCAACUGCCAUUUUUUCUCUUUUUGUUUUGUUGCAGGGACAUGCACACAGGUCAUGUCAAGGGCAAAAAGACAUACUGUUAAAGAGCCACAAGCUCGCAAAAUGCAUGAGAUCAUGUAACCAGCCUCAAGGCAUUUGCAUUGCAUGUGGCUCCUACAAAGCGACAGAAGGAGAUGCUUGAAAUACUUGCCUCUUUUUUGUUUUCUUUUUCUCUUGGGCGUUUUAUUUUCGGUAGUGGCUUGGGUAAUCACAGGGUCCGUUUUCUUUGUUUGUUUUUAUUUGUCUCUAAUGCUAAAGACAACCAACAGUUACUCAGCGUCUUCAACAUGUUUUUGUGUGUUUUGCACUGGUAAAGAAAACGAGAGAAUAUGUAGGCAUACUCGUACAAAAACAAAAAAGAUGCACCCUCUUUUUUUUUUUUCUAUGUGCCAAAGGAGUUGAGGGUUAGAAGGUGUGUGACGUUAACAAGGUAGCGUCGGCAGACGGGAGAUUUAGUUACUGGACGUGGAGACUUUGUCUUACUAAUGGCGGUCACAGCUGAUACUAGUCAUCCAGAUGCAGGGAUGGGCUUGGGUUGACGGAAAACUUCAUUCCAGCGUCCUUGCUUGCAAAGAAAAAAAAUAAAAUAAAGGCAGAUGUUUAGUUUUUUA
Molecule: messenger RNA, 3838 nt
Organism: Ixodes scapularis (black-legged tick)
Lineage: Eukaryota; Metazoa; Arthropoda; Arachnida; Ixodida; Ixodidae
Product: WD repeat-containing protein 48
Exons: 19
Coding region: 28-2055 (675 amino acids)
Biological process (GO): protein deubiquitination; double-strand break repair via homologous recombination
Molecular function (GO): ubiquitin binding
Source: RefSeq, a predicted model, not a curated record